This is a messenger RNA of Rhagoletis pomonella (apple maggot), 1494 nucleotides long. RefSeq lists its product as uncharacterized. The record is from RefSeq and is a predicted model, not a curated record. The coding region runs from base 1 to 1494 and encodes 497 amino acids. Lineage: Eukaryota; Metazoa; Arthropoda; Insecta; Diptera; Tephritidae. Gene Ontology annotation, cellular component: plasma membrane. The transcript has 8 exons.
AUGUACAAUGCCUAUGUAUGCGUAACACUUGAUAGCUUUACAAUUGGACGUUUCACUUCGUAUCUGCAUGAUGGCUGCCCGGAUGGUUAUAUGCAGAUCGCCGAAUCGGCUCGAACUCCCAUCGGUGGCAUGUGGUGUGGCACUUCGUGGGGGCCAGUGCUAUUCUACAGCGAAACCAGAUCAUUGAUUUUCACAAUCAAAUUAAAUAAAUUGGCGCGGGAUCAGAGCGGUUACAAUUUCGACUUUCGCAUCAGAUACAAGGUUUUGUCGAAGGACAGCUCGGUAACUCGCUAUGGCGGCAUCAAGCUUGAAGAGCUACGCCAUUGGCACAAUCGCAGCAGCUUUCAAAAUCAAAAUGCAAUCGAAGAUUUUACCAAUUCCAGCGGCGCACAUUCAGAUCGUUACGGAGAGGAUUUCAGCUUGUUCAGCGCCUAUGCCAAUAAUAAAACUUUUACGAAUUCACUACAACGCGCAGUCGACAGAGAUGAGCACAACUACACCGAGCCAAAAUACUAUUUGGGCGAUCUCAUACCUGGCACUUAUUGCUCGCGCAUCUUCAGCGAUUGUGACAAGAAGGCGUGUCGCUUGCAAUCGCCCAACUAUCCGGGCAUCUAUCCGCGCAACCUCACCUGCUACUAUGCGGUGCGACAGGACUAUGUGACCGUCUACGAUGGCUACACCACACGUGACCCAAUUGUAUUGAAAUUUUGUGGCGGCGGACAAGCAGUACCGUCAGCAGUUUCUAGUGGACCAGAGUUGUUGGUGGAAUUUACUACAUCGCCUUUUGGCACAUUUACGGGCACAUCUUCACAAGUGCUGCCACUCUACGGCUUUCAAUUGGAUGUCGAGGUAAUUUUCGUCGACAUAAUGAGCCCGACCUAUUCGAAAAAUAAAAAGCCUUGCGAAUUUUGGAUACGCGGCGCUGGUCGGGGAAUACUUGAGAACCCUAAACAUUCGUUGUCGCCUAACACCACCUGUCUUUAUCAUUUACAAGGCAUGGGUGUCUUCAAGACCUUCGAUCACUUGAGCUUGUCACGUCGCACCAGCGCUCAGGGCAUGAGUCAGCCACUUUCACGUUUUAAAGUGUGGAUCUCAAUGAUGAAAUUCAAUUUGGAUCCCGAAUUUGGGCAAAUCGAUGAGACCUCUGUGGGCGCGAUUGGUGUACUACAAACGCAUGAGGAUUGUACUGGCAUGCUACGUAUCUGGGAUGGUGCAUUGAGGGAUCCACCCGCAUGUAAGGAUCUCAAUUGCGCAAGCGACACGCCCUCCCAUCCGGUGCUCACGCAUUACACGCAGAAUUCCACCAAUGUUAUUGCACGUUUCUGCCGUGGUACCAUACCGCGCACCUGCGAUCGUUCCAACAUCAACGAGACCUACGCGCGACCCUGUACGAUUUCUGAAAGUUAUGUGUCGAGCAGCGACAGCAUUACGUUGGAGCUUAAGAACACUGAGUCAACUGUGCUGCGGUGUGUAGAAAUGGAAAAUGUUACUUAA